Lachancea thermotolerans CBS 6340 is the source of this 840-nucleotide messenger RNA. RefSeq names its product mitochondrial 54S ribosomal protein uL23m (gene MRP20). The transcript has a single exon. Gene Ontology annotation, molecular function: structural constituent of ribosome. Gene Ontology annotation, biological process: mitochondrial translation. Gene Ontology annotation, cellular component: ribosome; mitochondrial large ribosomal subunit. The record is from RefSeq and is a predicted model, not a curated record. Lineage: Eukaryota; Fungi; Ascomycota; Saccharomycetes; Saccharomycetales; Saccharomycetaceae. Bases 1 to 840 code for a protein of 279 amino acids.
AUGAAAAAGCGAAAUGGAAUUUUUCAAGAGCCUUUUGAUGAGCAGAGGCAGAAAUUCAAGAGAACUCAAAGGCGAUCAGAGGUGACUGAGAUGCCCAGGCUGGUCAGAAAGUGGUUAAAUGCGGUUCCCACCGCUGUGAAGAAUAAUUUCAAAAUCAGGAGUUUUGCUACUGUAAGCGAAGUGAGGGAUACUACAACGAUAAACGUCACGGCUACAGAGCCAGUCAAAGUCAGUGACAAGAUUCUGAAUUGGUCGCGGGAGGCAAUCGCUCAAGGCAAGCCACACUUCAAGGUUGGCGGAACACCUGUGUUCUUUCCGAAGGCGCGCGUCGUCUUGCUGAGGCCGAAUGCCAAGCACACGCCGUUCCAGGCUAAAUUUAUCGUACCUAAGUCGUUCAACAAGCUGGACCUCCGCGACUACCUUUUCCACGUAUAUGGACUGAGGGCCAUGAACGUGACUACGCAACUUCUGCAUGGCAAGUACACGCGUGUCAACCAAGUGAUGCCGCGUUACAGAUCGGCGCAAAUCAAGAAAAUGACCAUCGACAUGGCAGAGCCUUUUGUGUGGCCCGCAGAGCCCGUGGACAAAGAGCCCUGGGCCGCGACGCUGGUGGAGGACCUCCAGAAAUAUCGUGAGGAGCAAACCCGUAUCGGCUCGGACAAAUUCAAGCCUGGCACCGCGUUCGAUGGCGCGCUCGGGCCCUACCAGCCUCCACCACAGCCUUUUGUACCCAAGUUCCUUAAGCGCAGAAUAACAAACAGCAGGCGCCGGGCGCAGGCGCGUGUGUCGCAGCUGGAGAGGUUACUGAAGGUGGACAAGUUUGCUCAGGCCAGCUCCUGA